Molecule: messenger RNA, 3454 nt
Organism: Quercus robur (English oak)
Lineage: Eukaryota; Viridiplantae; Streptophyta; Magnoliopsida; Fagales; Fagaceae
Product: kinesin-like protein KIN-8B
Exons: 15
Coding region: 608-2995 (795 amino acids)
Biological process (GO): microtubule-based movement
Molecular function (GO): ATP binding; microtubule binding; microtubule motor activity
Source: RefSeq, a predicted model, not a curated record
AAAACAUUUCUCGCAUUUCUUUUCUUUUCUUUUAUAGUCCCUCAUUACGCGCUUCCACGUCGUCUCCUUUAAAUUCUUGCUUCAUAUUUACUCUAAAUAAGGAUUUUGGAUUUUCUCUUACCCCUAAAUUUUUGCACGCAAAUAUAGAGAAUGAUAAUGUUUUUCCAAAUUUCUUGAAAUCUUGAGCUUUACACAAAAGCACACUGAGCUUUUCUAAACGCUUUCAAAAAUCUGUGUUUUGUUGUUUUUUGUACUUUUCUUUGAUCUGGUUGUUGAUUUCCUGCCACUUUUAUUCUCAGAAUAUUCUUUACGUUUAAAGAUUUGUAGGUGUUUGCACAUUUACUAUUUCCGUUUUUUUUUUUUCUUUCAAAUAAAUUUUUUCUAUCUGUGUUUUACAAAUGUAGCUCGUUUCUGUUAAUUUUCUUUUCUUUAUUCCAAAUGUGAAUUUUUAAAUUGAAUUAGGGCUUACUCUGUAAAGAAAGAUUAUAUUUGUGUGAAAACAGAGACUGUUUAAGGCUUAAACAAAUUCAAGGUUUCAAAACUUGAUCAUAAUUGUAGCCUUGUAGCACAGAUAAGCUAGGCUUAAGCUUAUCAAUGCCGGUGAAACAUGCCGAGCAUUAGAGCUCCGGCCGCGAAGAAAGCCACGACUCUUACGGUUGCCGUGAAAUGUAGGCGGUUCACGGGGAGAGAACAGAGUCGGGACAUUGUUCGAGUUAUUGACAAUAAGGAGGUUCUUGUAUUGGAUCCUGACUUGUCAAAGGACUACCUUGAUCGCAUACAGAAUCGAACGAAAGAAAAGAAGUAUCGUUUUGAUCAUGCAUUUGGUCCUGAUUGUACAAAUGUGGAUGUGUACAAAAGAUGUAUAUCCUCUGUAAUCUCAGGGGUUGUUCAAGGUCUGAACGCAACUGUAUUUGCAUAUGGCUCAACUGGAAGUGGUAAAACAUAUACAAUGGUUGGGACUCGAGAUGAUCCUGGACUCAUGGUUCUCAGUUUACAUACGAUUUUUGAUCAUAUCAAAAUGGACAAGAGCUCCGAUGGAUUCGAAGUUACUUGCUCCUACCUUGAAGUGUACAACGAAGUUAUCUACGAUUUGCUUGAAAAAUCAUCAGGUCAUUUGGAACUUAGAGAGGAUCCUGAACAAGGAAUAGUUAUUGCUGGGCUGAGAUGUAUCAAGGUUCACUCAGCAGAUAAAAUCCUUGAACUUUUGAAUGUGGGGAAUAGUCGGCGGAAAACGGAAAGCACGGAGGCUAAUGCAACUUCUUCACGAUCACAUGCAGUUCUAGAGAUCACUGUGAAAAGAAAACAGAGAAACAAGUAUCGAAAUCAAGUCAUGCAAGGAAAACUUGCACUUGUAGAUCUUGCUGGCAGUGAACGAGCUUCUGAAACACAUAUUGGAGGCCAAAAGCUAAGAGAUGGAGCUAAUAUCAACCGAUCACUUCUUGCUUUAGCAAACUGCAUAAAUGCUCUGGGGAAGCAACAAAAGAAGGGUCUUGCUUAUGUUCCUUACCGGAAUAGCAAAUUGACACGAAUACUUAAAGAUGGUCUGAGUGGCAAUUCUCAAACAGUCAUGGUUGCCACAGUAUCCCCUGCAGACAGUCAGUAUCACCACACUGUGAAUACCUUGAAGUAUGCUGACAGGGCAAAGGAAAUAAAGACACACAUUCAGAAAAACAUAGGCACAGUAGAUACCCAUGUAUCAGACUACCAGCGGAUGAUUGACAGUCUUCAGAAUGAGGUUUUCCGACUGAGAAAAGAACUAGCUGCAAAGGAAUCACAGCUUAGUCUCAAACCUGCUGAAAAAGCUACAGAUGAUAUGUCUUGGUUGAAUGUAUUGAGCCAUGAAAUCAGUGAAAAUGUUCAGGAACGGAUAAACUUACAGAAGGCAUUAUUUGAGCUUGAGGAAACUAACCUUCGUAACCGCACUGAACUCCAGCAUCUUGAUGAUGCUAUUGCAAAGCAGCAGGUUAUUGAAAAAGAUGGAGAGGUUGUGGAGGCUUUAAGAGCAAGAAGGCAAGUCAUUCUGGAUAACAUCCGUGACAACGAUGAAGCCGGUGUCAAUUACCAAAAGGAAAUUGAAGCAAAUGAGAAGCAUCGAUGCCAACUCCAAAAUAUGAAUGAGGAAGCCAUUAGUGACAGUGGCAAUAAAACUUACUUGGGCAUUCUCAGUCAAUACAGGAUCCUGGGAAUAGCUAAUACUGAGCUUCAGUUUGAAAUGGCAAUGAGGGAUCAAGUCAUCCACAACCAAAGGGAAGCACUAAGAAACUUGUGGAACUUGCUCAUGGGAUUAGGACUUGAUGAGAGACAGAUAUUGGACAUUGCGGCCAAACAGGGAAUCACAAUUGAAGACUGGACGGUGACACCCCAUCUUGGGCUCUCUGAUAGGAAGGAAUCACCAAAUCUAGCUUAUGGUAGAUUUGAACCCUUUGGAUAUUGUCCAUACAUGGGGCAUUCGAACUCUACAACAUCUUGCAUGUUCCGGAAUUUUCAAGACUUCGGUUCAAGAUCAUUCUCGAGGGGGCAUUUGGAUUCAGCUUGUACUUUUUGCAGAGAGGAACACCAUAACUCCUACUUCUUACUGCCGCAUGAUCAUUCCCCAUCAGCAUGUCUGACUUUGAGGAAGAGCAGUGAGCAUUGGGUUGGUGGCAGGCCAAGUUCAUGGUUCAGCACUCUUAGGAAACAUCCUCAAAAUUUGCGCCAUUCGUAUCCAGAGGUAAGAAGUCAGUCUUCUCCUUAUGGUGAAAGCUGCAUGUCCUCUAUAUCUCACAGUGCUGAUUUUGGCAAUCAGCUUAAGGACACAUGGAAUACUACUAUGAGGCAACAUUUGUAUGAGAGUUCUCAUUUUGGAAUGAGUAGCAGCCAAGAUUUGCACGAAGGAAAAAUAAUGGGUCAUUGUGGGACAAAUCGAGGUUUAUUUGGAUGUAGUCCUUUGGAACGAGGCCCUGUUUGUGUUGGCUCAAAUCGAAUUUUUCAGAAUACCAAAUCCUCUAACUGCUAGGACCUGUCCCACAUGCCUUAAUUGUCUUCAAUGGGCUCGAUUUCUUUUGGUUCCCAUAAUCCUGAUACCAAAGGUCACUUCCAAUUUUGUAUAGUAUUCCUGAAUACUAGUGCUCUCCUGCUUCUGCCUUUUUUUCGUUUUUUCUGCUAAUGUACAUAUGAGCUGUAGAUUUGUAGUGUUGGACUUGGAGCAUGCUCACUUUUAACAGGCUUUCUCGAAGUCCACUGGCGAGUCUUAAUGCCGGCUAGAUUGUUGGAGCAUGCUCACGUUUAUCUGAAUCUGAUGAAAGGAUAAAAAAAGGAUUUUUGAGGUGGUUGUAGGAAUAUAGUCCAGAACUAUUUGGGUAGAUUUCUGACUAGUUACUUACUUCCCAAAUGUAGUUCUGAUGUUGUGCCUGUAUAUAUUUGUGUACAUUUAUGGGCUACUUCGUUUAAUAAAAAAGCUGCAAUUUGAUGUUAA